ACGUCACUUCCUCGUUAUGGCCCUCUACACGUGUUGACCGAGGAGCUGUUUACAGUAGCUAAAGGAUUCCACGCUCCAAUAUUCUAGCUACAUCUUUCGUCAUACCGCAGUAAUGCCGAAAGUUAAAAAGUCCAAAGCAAAGGGAGGAGAGAAGAGCGGAGGAGCGGUUCCGCUGGCUGACCAAAUCCUGCAGGCGGACACGUUACGAGCCCGAGGCCGGGUGAAGCCCAGAGACACUCGUGCAGAAAACGAGGAUAAGUAUGUAGACGAACGACUGUCGCGGAAGAUCUUACAACAGGCCCGAAUUCAACAAGAGGAGCUUCAGACCGAAUAUGGCCUUGCACCACAACAGAAGAAAGCUCCAGUUACUGUUCUCGGCUCUGUGUCUCAGGAAGCAGACUCCGAUGAGGAGUGGCCAGAAAUGGGAGAUGCAGAUGCAGAUGCUGGUGAUGGCGUUUUUGAGUGCUACAAUGAAGUUGUCGUUGACCCUGAUGAUGAGAAAGCCAUUGAGAUGUUCAUGAAUACGAACCCUCCAAUGAGACGGACCUUAGCUGAUAUUAUCAUGGAGAAGAUCACAGAGAAGCAGACUGAGGUAGGAACAGUGAUGUCAGAGGUGUCCGGCUGUCCGAUGCCCCAGCUGGAUCCGAGGGUAGUAGAAGUGUACAGAGGUGUUAGUAAGGUUUUGUCAAAAUAUCGCAGUGGUAAAUUGCCAAAGGCCUUUAAAAUAAUCCCAGCACUUUCAAACUGGGAACAGGUUCUGUAUUUGACUGAGCCUGAGACUUGGACUGCAGCUGCUAUGUACCAAGCAACAAGAAUCUUCUCCUCCAAUCUGAAAGAACGAAUGGCCCAGAGGUUUUACAACUUGGUGCUACUGCCCAGAGUACGAGAUGAUAUUGUGGAGUACAAGCGACUGAACUUUCAUCUGUACAGUGCCUUGAAGAAGGCCUUGUUCAAACCAGGAGCAUGGUUUAAAGGUAUACUGAUUCCUUUGUGUGAAUCUGGGACAUGUACUCUCAGAGAAGCCAUCAUCAUUGGGAGCAUACUCACAAAGUGUUCAAUCCCUGUGCUCCACUCCAGCGCUGCAAUGCUUAAGUUGGCAGAGAUGGAGUAUAACGGUGCCAACAGCAUUUUCCUUCGCCUCUUGCUUGACAAAAAAUAUGCCCUGCCUUUCCGUGUCCUAGAUGCCUUGGUGGCUCAUUUCCUUGCUUUCCGCAAUGAAAAACGUGUGCUUCCUGUGUUGUGGCAUCAGAGUUUACUCACCCUGGCUCAGCGCUACAAGGCUGACCUGGCCUCUGAACAGAAGACAGCACUGUUGGAGCUGCUCAAGAUACAAACACAUCCACAGAUCUCAACAGAGAUUCGCAGGGAACUGCAAAACUCAGAGUCGAGGGAUAUCGAAAUUGGGCUCCCUGUUACAGUUCAGAUGGACUGA
Molecule: messenger RNA, 1432 nt
Organism: Monopterus albus (swamp eel)
Lineage: Eukaryota; Metazoa; Chordata; Actinopteri; Synbranchiformes; Synbranchidae
Gene: bysl
Product: bystin-like
Exons: 7
Coding region: 113-1432 (439 amino acids)
Biological process (GO): rRNA processing
Cellular component (GO): preribosome, small subunit precursor; nucleolus; cytoplasm
Molecular function (GO): snoRNA binding
Source: RefSeq, a predicted model, not a curated record